Molecule: messenger RNA, 878 nt
Organism: Oncorhynchus nerka (sockeye salmon)
Lineage: Eukaryota; Metazoa; Chordata; Actinopteri; Salmoniformes; Salmonidae
Product: twinfilin-2-like
Exons: 4
Coding region: 210-617 (135 amino acids)
Biological process (GO): barbed-end actin filament capping; regulation of lamellipodium assembly; actin filament depolymerization
Cellular component (GO): myofibril; actin filament; cytoplasm
Molecular function (GO): actin filament binding; actin monomer binding
Source: RefSeq, a predicted model, not a curated record
CUGGUGCUGGGGACAUUCAGAGAGCCGGGACAGAGCUGGGACCAUGACUAUGACCACUUCCUACUUCCUCUGCUGGACGACAAGGAGCCCUGCUACAUACUAUACCACCUCAACUCCCAGAACGCACAGGGAUACGAAUGGAUAUUCAUCUCCUGGUCUCCUGACCAAUCUCCAUUACGUGUAACCGUGCAACCAAGGUGAGACAGAAGAUGCUGAAUGCUGCCACCCGUGACACAGUGAAGAAGGAGUUUGGUGGUGGUCAUGUGAAGGAUGAGAUGUUUGGCACAGAGGAGGAGGACAUCUGUCUGGAGGGGUAUCAGCGACAUAUGUCCACCAGCUCCGGCCCUGCCCCACUCACAGCUGCUGAACAGGAGUUGCAGAGAAUUAAAAUCAACGAGGUGAAAACAAAGACCAGUGUAGAGAGUAAGAGCCAAACACUGCAGGGCCUUGCUUUCCCACUGCAGGAGGAUGCCAAACGGGUUCUACAACAACUUGCACAGAAACACAUCAACUACAUUCAGCUGGUGAGCCAUAUAGAAAUGCCAUUAGCCAACCAAAUACAAACGAUUGAUAUCUCUGGCGGCCACAAUCUCAGCGAUAAUAGCCAUGUAUUCUGACCCAAGGCACACUGCCUGAGCCAUACACAGUCAUCUCAGUGGUAGCUGUGUAAUAUGUGUGUGUUGCAGAAGUUGGACACAGAGAAAGAAAGAGAAACAGAGAAAGAAAUGAUAGAGCUGGUUCAUUCCGACCCGACAGAGGCCCAGUUUCUGUGUUGUUGUGGGUUUGUAUGUGUAUGUGUAUGUGUGUAUUUCAGGAAAUGGAAUCCUGGAUUCCUCAAGCAGCUGAUUGGUCGGCCCCAUCGCUGAUUGGAGCUCUGA